CAAUGUAUUAUACUAGACUAAAUAGUGAAUGGUUAGAAAGAGAACUGAUUGUACGAUUAUAGUGAUGAUGAUAUAAUGGGAGUGCUUUUUUUCGAAUAGAUUUCGUCGGUUACGCAUAUCGGAUACGUGCUCAAAAAAGUCAAAAUCAUGAAAUAAGGUCAUUUUUAUGAGUUUUGAGUAUAUUAAAAAGAUAAAAUGCGUUGGAUUGAUUUCGAGUCUUAUGAGGACCAUUCUAUUGAUUUAUGUAUUCUUUGUUUAGAUGUACAACAUGUUUAAAUUCUUUAUAUCGUUUUCCCCGUUAUAAUGAUCCAUUUAAAUUAUUAGAAACACGUUGUGGCCGAUGUGGUGAAUAUGCAAUUAUGUUUUCUGCUAUAUGUCGUGCCUAUUCCUAUUUGACUCGUCAUGUAUACGAUACAACAGAUCAUGUAUGGACAGAAAUCUAUUCGUAUGAGCAAAAAAAAUGGUUACAUUGUGAUUCAUGUGAAAAUUUAUGUGAUUCACCACAUGUCUAUGAAGUAGGUUGGAAAAAAACGUUAACAUAUAUCAUUGCAUUUUCUCAAGAUCAUGUACAAGAUGUGACAUGGCGAUAUGUAACAAAUUUUUUAAAAACAAGAGAGCAAAGAAAAUUGUGUAAUGAAAAAACGUUAAGAAAAACAAUUGAAAAAAUUAAUUUUAAAUUAAAAACAAAUAUGAACGAUGGAGAGAGAAAACAGUUAAUAAAACGUUCAGUUGAAGAAUUAGCAUCGUUUCUAAGGGAAUCAAUAUCAAAUAAAGAAAGUGAUUUUCAAGGAAGACAAAGUGGUUCAUUAUUAUGGCGAAUUAGUCGGAGAGAAACUGAACUACCGAGCAAUAGCAAAUGUGAUUAUAUUUAUCACAUUACGAAUGAUGAAUGUGAAAUAGGUCAAUGUCAAUUUGUCUAUGAUUCUGCUACUGAUAAAUAUUAUCGAAAUCAAGUGUUUGAUUGUGACAACUGGUUAACACGCUUAUCUAGUUGUAAAAAUAUUCAACGAAAAGUUGAACACGAUUGGAAUAUGUGUUAUAUAGCAAGAAAAACAAACGAGAAUAUGGGAAUAAUCCAGUGGAAUAUACAGUUGCCAAAUGAAGAUUAUGAAAUUAAGAAUGUUCAUGUUAAAUAUCCAUUUACAUGUUUUGAUUCAGGAAAAGUACAAUGGCAAAUAGAGUAUUUUGAUAACAAGAAAACAGCAUACUCGCAAGACUUACCCACAAAUGACAGUAAGAAUGAAUAUGAUUUGAGAAUUGAUUCAAUAUCAUGUCAGAACAUUCGUAUUUUGGCCACAUUGUCUGGUGGUGAUGGUGACUGCGCAUGGCAAAAAGCGCAAUUGUUUCGACAAUCGACGGAAGUUGAAAACAAAAAUGAUCAACGUUUGUUUUCUGUACAAAUUUUCAUACAAAAACGAUCUACGGCUGAAUAA
Molecule: messenger RNA, 1433 nt
Organism: Didymodactylos carnosus
Lineage: Eukaryota; Metazoa; Rotifera; Eurotatoria; Philodinida; Philodinidae
Source: the annotation of a GenBank genome assembly